This is a messenger RNA of Penicillium soppii, 882 nucleotides long. Its product is annotated as aromatic alcohol reductase. NCBI's taxonomy places the organism in Eukaryota, Fungi, Ascomycota, Eurotiomycetes, Eurotiales, Aspergillaceae. Gene Ontology annotation, molecular function: NAD binding; oxidoreductase activity, acting on the aldehyde or oxo group of donors, NAD or NADP as acceptor. The transcript is spliced from 2 exons. The record is from RefSeq and is a predicted model, not a curated record. Bases 1 to 882 code for a protein of 293 amino acids.
AUGUCGACUAAGGUUGCAAUUGUCGGAGCCAGUGGGAACGUCGGCCCAGCAGUUCUCGAGCAACUCCUCGUCGCUGGAUUUGAUGUCACUGUUCUCACUCGAUCAGAUAGUGACAAGAAGUUUGACUCCCGAGCUCAAAUUGCCAAAGUAGACUAUGAGUCCUUUGACUCUCUUAAGGAUGCUUUGGCGAACCAGGAUGUUGUUGUUAGCACCCUUAAUGUCGGUGCUGUUCCACUUGCUAUCCAUUCUCGUAUCAUCGAUGCCGCCGCAGCCACAGGAGUGAAGCGAUUUAUUCCUUCCGAGUAUGGCUGUGAUACCACCAACGCCCAGGCCGCUAAGCUACCCGUGUUUGGAGACAAGGUCAAAGUCCAAGAACAUCUCAAGAAUACAUCCCAGACCUCCGGUCUCAGUUACUCGCUACUUAUCACCGGCCCCUUCCUCGACUGGGGUAUUGAGAAAGGCUUCAUUCUUGAUACCUCCGGUCCUGUUGUCACCCUCUACGAUGGCGGCGAGCAGCGCUUCUCAACCACCACACUCAACGGUGUGGGCAAGGGUGUAGUUGGUAUCAUUAAUAACCUUGAUUCUACCAAAAACAUUCCUGUCUAUGUUGAAGAGGCCAGAGUGUCCCAGAAGGACCUUUUGCGAUUGUCCGGCAGCAAGAUUGAUACUCAGAUUGUCCAAACUGUGGACCUGGAAAAAGGAGCCUUCGAGGAGCUUGGAAAGCCGUCGCCAAAUCCAGCAGUCUUUGCAACCAAAUUUAUCUUGAGAAGCAUCUUCGGUGAAGGCUUUGGGUCCCUCUUUGACCCCAAGAAAUUGUCAAAUGACUUGUUCGGCUUGAAGCCCCUAUCCGAGGAAGAACUUCGUGGGCUUUUCGCCAAUUAA